This is a messenger RNA of Aspergillus alliaceus, 1200 nucleotides long. RefSeq lists its product as uncharacterized. The record is from RefSeq and is a predicted model, not a curated record. The transcript has 5 exons. The coding region runs from base 1 to 1200 and encodes 399 amino acids. NCBI's taxonomy places the organism in Eukaryota, Fungi, Ascomycota, Eurotiomycetes, Eurotiales, Aspergillaceae.
AUGGCAGACACAACCCUACAUGGCAAGGAGAAUACCCACCAUGUCGAGUACCUCAAGGGUGUCGGACAAUCAUCCACCCAGUAUGCCCGAUUUGGUUCUUUCGCCAAGGUUGACCCGAAGGAGAUCACGUUAGUGAGAAAGAUUGAUCUCUACAUGAUGGUUUGGUCCACCCAAUGCCUCUGGGACUUAUGCCCAUUUCAAGUCUUCUCAGCCGACUCUUUGGCUGAUGUACUUCUUCAACUUCCUCGAUCUCAAUGCACCGAGUCAUCGAACUUAGACGUGACGGGAACACCUGAACUCACAAUUAAAGCCAGGAGUAUCAACAAGAAGAAAGUGGAUAUUGGAACAGCCGAACUCGGCCAUAACGUGAUUUACGACUUUGCCAAUGUCAGACGCCUUGCCGCGCAUCUGUACGCUCUCCGUACAGGUGACGCCUAUAGAGCAGAAGAUGAGUUGAAGGCAAUGACUGAGGUGAUUGACAAGUAUUCGAGCUUUGUGCCACGAAAGAGAGGACGCCGAGACUAUUGUAUUGACCGGAGCCACCGGUUCAUUAGGGGUAUACAUCCUCUCGAGACUUAUGCAACACGACUUUAUCAGGACGAUAUACUGUUUGCUCGGAUUGGAAGACAGCUAUCUCCGUCUGUGCUUGGGGAGCUCCGUCGAUCAUUCACAGAGAUGAUCCAUGUUGCUUGGGCGGUCAACUUCACGCUUGGUGAGCGCAGUUUUGAAGCGCAGCACAUCAGGGGAAUCCACAAAUUGAUCAACCACUGUCUCUCUAGUGAGAGACCCUCACCAGCAGCGUUCUACUUUUGUUCCUCGAUUUCAGUCGCGGCCGCCACCCGUCUACCGGCCACUAUUGCGGAGGCACCGAUUCCUGAGCUAUCCUGGGCACAGAACAUGGGCUAUGCAAGAUCCAAGCUCGUCGCAGAGCGGAUUGUCUAUGUGGCCGCUAAGCAGACAAAGGCAGUGGGUGCAACCCUUACGGAGGGUGAACAGGAUCCGCGCAAGAACCCAGCCAUCGAGUUGCUGGACUUCUCCACAGACAAAUAUGAUAAUGACAAUCCUGGUCGCGUGUGGCUUUCUUUUGAGAUGAAGACCCAAGCGGCCAGUCCGGCACUCAGUGGAGGUGUGGAGCUGAUUGAGAGUGGCCUAGUGGAGAAGUUCAUUGAUGUACUGCGGCGUAAUGAAUGGCAGAGUUGA